Molecule: messenger RNA, 1848 nt
Organism: Sugiyamaella lignohabitans
Lineage: Eukaryota; Fungi; Ascomycota; Dipodascomycetes; Dipodascales; Trichomonascaceae
Exons: 1
Coding region: 1-1848 (615 amino acids)
Source: RefSeq, a predicted model, not a curated record
AUGUCACAGAAAUUGCUACCUUUUUACCACCAGGGCAGCAUUGGAGCUGCUGAAUUGGACAAAGUUGCUGGCUCGGGUGUUGGCAAUGGUACUGAAAAUAGUACUGGAAAUGGUUCAAGCAAAGAAAAUGGUUCAGGCUCGGGGGACCGCGGACCAGAUUCUGCUUUCCGGGUGAAGGAUUCUCAUAGCCAGACAUCGUCGUCGCGACAGAGAGUCCAUGAAUUGCCAUUAUCAUUAGAUCCGUCGUUAUCGUUUACACGCAAACGCGAUUGCCCGACUUCUGAAUCGUUAAUAGACGGUCAGAAUAAGAGAUUUCACGAAUUCACAGAUGGCCAGGGCCCGGCUUCCGAGAUUUGGGAGGUUCGCAGCUCGCCUCCUCUGCCGCCUGGUCUGGAUACUGAUGAAGACGAUAUUGAUACGAGUUUCGAGUUGACUCAGAAAACUGCUGAUGAUAUGCAGACCAGCGAGGAUAUCCCAUAUCAACCCAGGAAAAAGAGAUUCUUCGGUGUCGGUUCAACAUCCGGUUCUGUUGCUAGUGUCGAUCUCGCCUCGUCUCCUGGACCCGCAUCUCCCUCAGUAUAUGCUCCCGAUAGUAAUACGUCGGAUUCAUCUGUUUUCACUUCUUUAUCUGGUUUAACUGCGUCAUCUGCUAAUGGUCCUUCAAUAACUUCUGUAUCUGGACCGUUUGCUCGUACGUUUGUAAACUCAUUGGCAUCCGCAGCAGCAGCAGCUGGUUCUGGUUCUGGCUCGGUAUCACGAUCCGCAUAUCCACCUGUAGACAGUGGACGUUUGGGAACGUCGAAUUCCCGUUCUGCUAGUUGUGUCACUUUUGUGGGCACAUCAUCGUUCAACGGAGGAACUGGAACUCCUACUACGCCACCCGUGUCAAAAUCAUCUUUUACCUCACCUACAUUGGCAUCUCCAUUCUCAUCACUGGCUAGUCCCAUUAAACGUCAUAAAUCAUAUACUCGAGCAGGAAGUUUCACCAGCAUAGCUGACGGGCAUUUCGUCAAAGCCCAAGAAAUCAUCGCCAACGCCAUCGACGAGGGGGCUUCUAAAAUAGUUCUUAGUAACAUGGAUCUAACAGAAGUACCCGUGGAAAUUGGCGAUCUUCAGAACCUGGUUCUCUUAAACUCGGACUCGUCCUCUGGUGAUCCUGAUUUCCAUAUAUUCUUAAAUGGAAAUAAUAUCAAAACACUCCCCAGUGCGCUGUUUAACAUCUCCAACAUCACAGUUUUGUCAUUGCGAGCCAACCAACUCGCACAACUUCCUCCAUCCAUUGGCCGACUCAAACGGCUCGUCAACCUCUCCAUCGCUCAAAACAACCUCACUUAUCUACCAAUUGAGCUGCUUGAACUUGACCAUCUCGAUAUAUUCACCUUCAACGCCAAUCAGUUUCUUCAACCGCCAGCAUCCACCGUUCCAAGACGACCACCUACCGUCUCCGCUAAUACCUCCUCCGACCCCACCACAGCCAGCACCAGCAGCUAUCCACCAAUUCUGACUGCUACUUCUACAGCUCACAUUUCAUUUGCAUUAAAAGCCACCCGCCAAACACAGUCUCUGAGCGAGCUGUGUCUCGUGCAGGUCGCCCACCAUGUAAUCUCUGAGCGCGAAAUCAAUUUGUGGGACCUGGACCCCGGUAUCAAAAAGCUCGUAUCACAAGGAGUCGACAGCCGAGAUAGCGGCGUGACCUGUGGUAUUUGUAAACGCCGAAUGGUCCACGGCAUCGGCUACGUCCUCGAGUGGUGGGCCAACUUCAAAGGUGUCCAAGACCACCUCCCAUUCCGACGGGAUCUGUGCUCCUUCCGGUGCUACGACAAGUGGUCUGCCACUCACCUGGUUUGA